Lolium rigidum is the source of this 1107-nucleotide messenger RNA. RefSeq names its product protein SRG1-like. The record is from RefSeq and is a predicted model, not a curated record. The coding region runs from base 1 to 1107 and encodes 368 amino acids. Lineage: Eukaryota; Viridiplantae; Streptophyta; Magnoliopsida; Poales; Poaceae. The transcript is spliced from 3 exons.
AUGGUUCAUGAGGAUCAGGGGAGGCUGGUGCAGGUGGUGGCGGCAGAAGAUGAACUUCUCACGCCGCCGAGCAGGUAUGUACUAAGGGAGGAGAACCGCCCGGCCGCUGGUGCAGAUCCAGCUAAGCUGACUAUCCCCAUCGUGGACUUGAGCCUUCUGGCCAAGCCCAAUGGGGUUGAGGAGGCUGCCAAGCUUCGAUCUGCACUUCAGUCGUGGGGACUUUUCGUGGUGACUGGCCAUGGCAUGCCGAAGGAGUUCCUAGAUGAGAUCCUCGGCGCAACGAGGAAGUUCUUUCACUUGCCGCUGGAGGAGAAGCAAAGGUGUAGCAACGUGAUCGGCGGUGCCGUGUUCCAGAAUGAAGGAUACGGCAUCGACCGCAUCGACUCUGAUGAGCAGAUCCUCGACUGGUGUGACCGACUAUGGCUCCAACUCCAACCGGAGGAUGAGAGGCGGCUUGAAUUCUGGCCACAAUCUCUAAGGGAGCUUCUACACGAGUAUACCAUACAGAUUGGGCAAGUGACCAUGGAUGUGCUGAAGGCCAUGGCAAAGCUUCUAGAUCAAAAGGAGGACUUCUUCAUCGAUAUGGUGGGUGAGAGGUUUAAGUCAUACACGAGGUUCACUUACUACCCUCCCUGUCCACGGCCUGACCUCGUCAACGGGCUGAAACCCCACACUGACAACUCCGUCAUCACACUGCUCCUCAUGGACAAGGACGUGGGCGGCCUCCAAGUGCUCAAGGAUGGACACUGGGUUGAUGUUCCCGUGCUAGGUCAUGACCUGUUGGUCGUUGUUGGUGAGGGGAUGGAGAUCGUUAGCAAUGCGGUGUUCAAGGCACCUUGGCACCGCGUGGUGACGAGCGUCGACAAGGAGAGGGUGUCACUAGCGACGUUCUACCAGCCAGAGCCGCAGAGGAUCAUAGGGCCACCUGGGGCACUGGUUCACGAGAAGCGUCCGGCGAUGUUCAAGAAGUGCUUGGUCCAGACCUUGGCCGAUGGCUACUGGGAUGCAUUUGCGGUAGGAGAGCGCACCGUCGACUUCCUGAAUGUUAGGAUUGAUGCCGAGGCUGACGGCAAACUCGAGUUGGAGUCCGUGGAUACCAAUAACUAA